This is a messenger RNA of Xiphophorus couchianus (Monterrey platyfish), 1847 nucleotides long. It is a transcript of the gene isl1a, whose product is annotated as ISL LIM homeobox 1a. The transcript is spliced from 6 exons. Gene Ontology annotation, molecular function: cis-regulatory region sequence-specific DNA binding; DNA-binding transcription factor activity, RNA polymerase II-specific. Gene Ontology annotation, cellular component: nucleus. NCBI's taxonomy places the organism in Eukaryota, Metazoa, Chordata, Actinopteri, Cyprinodontiformes, Poeciliidae. Gene Ontology annotation, biological process: axonogenesis; neuron fate specification; positive regulation of transcription by RNA polymerase II. The coding region runs from base 165 to 1211 and encodes 348 amino acids. The record is from RefSeq and is a predicted model, not a curated record.
CACACACACACGCACACACACACACACCGGUGGGAACCAUACACACACUUCGUCGCUGAGGCUGGACACCAACGCUCCUGGCCCGGCAACGGAGCACAAAUCCAGGCUUCCAGGCGCCGCAGCCCGCUGUGAAAGUGGACUUUUCAUCGCCUUUCUUUUUCGAUAUGGGAGACAUGGGGGAUCCUCCGAAAAAGAAGCGACUGGUGUCUCUUUGCGUGGGCUGCGGGAACCAGAUCCACGACCAGUACAUCUUACGGGUAUCUCCGGACCUGGAGUGGCAUGCCGCUUGUCUCAAGUGCGCGGAGUGCAGUCAGUACCUGGACGAGUCAUGCACUUGCUUCGUCAGGGAUGGAAAGACUUAUUGUAAACGGGACUACAUCAGGUUAUACGGUAUUAAAUGCGCUAAAUGCAAUAUCGGAUUCAGCAAGAAUGAUUUCGUCAUGAGGGCUCGCUCCAAAGUCUACCACAUCGAGUGUUUCCGCUGCGUUGCAUGCAGCAGGCAGCUUAUCCCGGGAGAUGAGUUCGCUCUGCGGGAAGACGGGUUAUUCUGCCGCGCAGACCAUGACGUGGUGGAACGGGCCAACCUCGGCAGUGGAGAUCCUCUCAGUCCCCUGCAUCCGGCCAGACCGCUGCAGAUGGCAGAACCAAUCUCAGCGCGGCAGCCUGCACUCAGACCCCACGUCCACAAACAGCCAGAGAAGACCACCCGAGUCCGGACGGUGCUGAACGAGAAGCAGCUGCAUACGCUGCGGACCUGUUACAACGCCAACCCGAGGCCCGACGCCCUGAUGAAGGAGCAACUGGUCGAGAUGACCGGCCUCAGCCCGCGAGUGAUCCGCGUCUGGUUCCAGAACAAGCGGUGCAAGGACAAGAAGAAAAGCCUGCUGAUGAAGCAACUGCAACAGCAACAACCCAACGACAAGACGAACAUCCAGGGAAUGACGGGCACCCCGAUGGUUGCGGCCAGCCCGGAACGACACGACGGCGGCAUCCAGGCCAACCCGGUGGAGGUGCAGAGCUACCAGCCGCCCUGGAAGGUCCUCAGCGACUUCGCCCUGCAAAGCGACAUCGACCAGCCGGCCUUCCAACAACUGGUCAGCUUCUCAGAGGGAGGACCAGGUUCGAAUUCGACAGGCAGCGAGGUAGCAUCCAUGUCCUCCCAGCUUCCCGACACGCCGAACAGCAUGGUCUCCAGCCCCAUCGAGGCCUGAGGACUGCUUGAACACACAGCCCCGACCAUCCCAUUCCUCCUGACUGGGUGUACUUUGACACUGUGAAGACAAUCAUGGGAUUUACUCCAGCCAACCAUCCUAACUUUAACACGGAGUGCAGACGGACGGACAUGAUGAGCGGUGCUGCCUGCUUUCAGUUGCCAAACGGAGAAGAGAGAAAAGGAAGCGGACCUCUGACAGGGAGCGCAAUCUAAUUCACGUAGGCCUACUUUCGAUAUGUUCAGCUUUGAAUAGAAAACGAUGUUUUUUUUUUUUGUUUUUUUUUUUUUUUUUAACCCGCUUCACCCACACCAUAUAGGCUAAGAGAUCUUUUGGAUCCGUCUGAUUUCUUCAUUUGACUGAUUUCCUUUAUGACCCAAGGCCUGAGGCAUUUUAAACAAGGUAUACCUCUAGUUUGCCACAAACGUUGUGGGACAUUUGUGCGUUAGCCUAUAGUGUCCGUCCAAGUAUAGGCUAUUUUUUCUUUCCCAAAGACAUGUAAAUUAUUCAGUUAGUUCUCUGCAAGAAAUUGUAUUGUUUGUUCCCGUGCAACAGAAUUAUUUAUUAUUUAUUGCCGACAAAUUUGCCACCUUUUGUGUAACUUUCGUAACUGAAGUAAAAAGAAACAAAAAGAAA